Manihot esculenta (cassava) is the source of this 2472-nucleotide messenger RNA. RefSeq names its product dynamin-related protein 4C. NCBI's taxonomy places the organism in Eukaryota, Viridiplantae, Streptophyta, Magnoliopsida, Malpighiales, Euphorbiaceae. Bases 205 to 2220 code for a protein of 671 amino acids. Gene Ontology annotation, cellular component: cytoplasm; microtubule; membrane. Gene Ontology annotation, molecular function: GTPase activity; GTP binding; microtubule binding. The transcript has a single exon. The record is from RefSeq and is a predicted model, not a curated record.
UUUUUUUUUUUCCUGAAAAUUUCUCCUAUUCUGCAGUAAAUCUUCCACUCUCCUAUAAAUUUUUUCUUCCUACUUCAUUUGAACUCCAUCCCACUCAUUCAACUACGCAUUUCUCUCUCUCAUUUCUCUCCCUUGGCUUUUCUUUUAGUUCUUAUAUUCAACACCAAAACCAGAAUUUCUCUUUUUCUUACACAUCCCCAGAAAAUGAAAUCUUUGCCAAAUGGCCAAGCAACUGUAGAAUAUGAAGAGGAUUCACUUGCUUCGGCUAAUAAAAAAGAAGAUGCAAGUAUUAAAAUACAUGCACCCAUCGUGUCAUCUUACAAUGAUCAUAUUCGUCCACUUCUUGAUGCAGUUGAUCAGCUUAGGAACCUCAAGAUCAUGAAAGAAGGUAUACAGCUCCCCACCAUCGUUGUUGUUGGGGAUCAAUCUUCCGGAAAAUCGAGUGUUCUUGAAUCGCUAGCCGGUAUCGACCUUCCCCGUGGCCAGGGCAUUUGCACCAGAGUUCCCCUUGUAAUGAGGCUGCAACACCACCCAUCUCCCACACCGGAGCUCUUCCUGGAGUUCAGUGGCAAAAUAGUAGCCACUGAUGAAGCUCACGUCGCAGAUGCUAUUAAUAUUGCCACUGAUGAGAUUGCAGGAGAUGGAAAGGGCAUAUCCAACACUCCAUUAACUCUGGUAGUGAAAAAGAAAGGUGUUCCUGAUCUUACUAUGGUUGAUCUCCCAGGAAUCACUAGAGUUCCUGUUCAUGGUCAGCCGGAGAAUAUCUACGAGCAGAUUGCAGGUAUUAUCAUGGAGUAUAUAAGGCCUGAAGAGAGUAUUAUUCUGAAUGUUUUGUCUGCAACUGUGGAUUUUCCUACUUGUGAAUCCAUUAGGAUGUCACAGCAAGUGGACAAGACUGGUGAGAGAACUCUUGCUGUGGUCACCAAGUCUGAUAAGGCACCUGAAGGGCUGCUUGAGAAAGUUACUGCAGAUGAUGUGAAUAUAGGCCUGGGUUAUGUCUGUGUGAGGAAUCGAAUUGGUGAUGAAUCUUACGAGGAGGCGCGAGAGGAAGAAGCUAAAUUGUUCAAAAAUCAUCAUCUUCUCUCCAGGAUUGAUAAAUCUAUGGUGGGUAUUCCAGUUCUGGCUCAAAAACUGACUCAAAUUCAAGCAACUAUCAUAGCCAGGUGCUUGCCAGAUAUAGUGAGAAAGAUUAAUGACAGGCUGAACGCAAGCAUUUCAGAGCUGAAUAGGAUGCCUAAGACCCUUUCUUCAACUGCUGAAGCCAUGACAGCUUUCAUGGGCAUUGUUGGAUCAGCGAAAGAGUCUCUCAGGAAAAUCCUUAUCAGAGGAGAGUUUGACGAGUACCUUGAUGAUUAUAAUAUGCAUUGUACUGCUAGAUUGGGUGAAAUGCUCAACCUUUACUCAGAUGAACUUCAUAAAUGCUCUGAAAGUGACCCUAGAAGGAACUUCCUGGUGGAGGAGAUACGUAUUCUGGAGGAAUCCAGAGGGAUUGAACUGCCAAAUUUCCUUCCUCGCGCUGCCUUCCUGAGCAUUCUGCAGAGAAAAGUUGAGGGGAUAGCAAGAAUGCCUAUCGAUUUCAUUGAAAAAGUAUGGGCUUACAUUGAAAGUGUGGUAGUGUCUGUUUUGAUGCAUCACGCCGAGAAUUACCACCAUCUUCAGUUAUCUGCCAGACGAGCAGGCCAUAAUCUUAUAUCAAAAAUGAAAGAGCAGUCUAUUAACUGGAUUUCAGAAAUCGUUCAAAUGGAGAAGAUGACAGAUUACACUUGCAGUCCUGAAUACAUGAGUGAAUGGAACAAGCUCAUGGGCCAACUGGAUACAUUUAGGAAUAGAAUCCUGUCACAAGGGCAUCCUAAGGCAGAGAUUGCAGGUAUUGGAGAGGUUGAAGUUGGGAAUAUCAGAGCAAGUCAGAAUGUUCUGCACCAAGCUUUUGACCUGAGGAUGAGAAUGACCGCUUACUGGAAGAUUGUAUUGAGGAGAUUGGUUGAUUAUAUGGCUCUGCAUUUGCAGUACAGUGUUCAAAAUCUUGUCAACAAAGAGAUGGAAAAAGAGAUCAUUAGCGAGUUGAUGAGUAGUCAUGAAGGUGCAGUAGAAAAAAUGCUGGAGGAAUCGCCGUCGGUUGCUGGUAAACGUGAGAAGCUGAACGUGAGCAUCAAGUUGCUUGGAGAGUCCAAGAAAAUCUUGGGAAAUAUCAUGGAUAAAAUUGCUACUUAUAAUGAUUAGAGUAGAGCCAGACUUCAUCCUUCUUUCGUGUGUCCUGGGUUUAAUACUUGAAAAUAGAAGCUGUUUUUUAGGGGAAGGAUUUAAGCUUUGAAUUUUAACCCCGAGGCUCCAUAUGAAAUCUUCCUGUGUUUGGGAAGUGCUGAUGGUUUGAUGCUUUUAGUUGAUUUGCUAUGUGAAAUAAUGAAAGAUGUUAGCCUUGUAUGCUUUCAAAUGUAAGGUUCUAUUCUUGAGAUGCAUGAUAUUCUGUUUUCA